AUGCAGGCCUACACCGAACUUGCGGCGCCCACUGCCGUCACCCACUCCUUGACGCUGCCUCUGACGUCUGCGAUGGCCAACAAUCUUGUAGUAGCCAAGGGUUCACUGCUCCAGAUAUUCACGACCAAGACGAUCCCGGCCGAGAUUGACACGCAAAGCGACAAUGCGACGUCCGGGGACUCUUCGAGUGCCACCAAGACGGGCGACUCGUCCUUUGACCCCCGCGCGAACGAUGACGAGGGCCUCGAGUCGUCGUUUCUAGGCGGCGGCGAUUCCAUGCUGAUCGCGCGCGCCGACUGCUCCCCGCAUACAAAGCUCGUCCUCGUCGCCGAGAUCCCUCUGGCAGGAACAGUCAUUGGUCUCGCCCGCAUAAAGAUUCGCAACACUGCCUCUGGCGGCGACGCCCUGCUAUUGGCGUACAAGGCGGCCAAGAUGUGCCUGACCGAGUGGGACGCCGAGAAGAAGACACUCGAGACGCUCUCGCUCCACUACUAUGAAAAAGACGAGACUGACGUGGCCCCGUGGGAGCUGCCAAUCGGCGAAUAUGUCAAUCACCUCGAGGCCGACCCGGGUAGCCGCUGCGCAGCUCUGAAGUUCGGCCCUCGUAGCCUCGCCAUCCUCCCGUUCAGGCAGUCCGAGGAGGAUCUAGAGAUGGACGACUGGGACGAGGACCUCGAUGGGCCUAGACCUGUCAAGGAGAACGGAACGGCCGGGGAGAGUGGAGAAGACGGAGGUAGUGUAGGACCUGCUCACGCACCAUCAUUUGUUGUCUCUCUCCCCAUGCUCGACCCCAGUCUGCUUCACCCCGUACAUCUUGCCUUUCUGCAUGAAUACCGGGAACCCACCUUCGGCAUUCUGUCUGCCAGUAGACCUCCCUCGGCUACCCUCAACGCGACAGAUUACCUUACCUACAAAGUGUUCACCUUGGACCUACAGCAAAGGGCCUCGACAACAAUCCUGUCCGUCACCGAUCUACCCAGGGACCUGUUCAAGGUUCUCCCCCUGCCGGCCCCAUUAGGAGGCGCUCUUCUUGUAGGAGAGAAUGAGCUCAUCCAUUUUGACCAGUCUGGCAAGCCCAACGGCGUCGCUGUUAACCCCAUGACGAAGCAGGUCACUUCGUUUAACCUGGUUGACCAGUCCGACCUCGAGCUGCGCCUGGAAGGCUGCACUAUUGAGCCUCUGUGCGUCGAGACGGGCGAGUUCCUCAUCAUCCUUAACGAUGGCCGCCUCGCAUUGUGCCUAUUCCACAUUGACGGACGCACAGUAACGGGUAUCAGCAUCAAGAUGGUGGCGGCUGACUGCGGUGGCCAUCUGGUCAGAAGCAGUGCGUCGUGCGCAUCCAAACUGCCUGGCGACGCCGUGUUCAUCGGCAGCGAGUCAAACGACGGCAUUGUGCUCGGCUGGACAAGGAAUCGGUCGCAGGAGAAGCGCAAGAAGUCACGUAUCAUCGAUAACGACCUAGCCGCGCUAGGCGUCGAUGACGCGGACCUAGACGAUGUAGAAGAGGAUGAUGACUUGUACGGCAACGACUCAGGCACUUCCAAACCGUCGGCGCAGGAUGCUCAUGGGAACCAUAAGUCGGGAGACCUGACGUUCCGCAUCCAUGACACGCUGCUCAGCUUGGCCCCCAUAUAUGACGCAGCAUGCGGCAAGCCGGCCUUUGUCCCGGACAGCGAGGAGGCGAAACUCUCGGAAGGCGUCACAGCCAACCUCGAGCUCACAUGUGCUGUCGGCUCGGGCAGGGCGGGAUCGCUCGCUAUCGUGAACCGCGAGAUCCAGCCGAAGGUGAUUGGUCGGUUCGACUUCCCCGAGGCCAGGGGCUUCUGGACCAUGUGCGUCAAGAGGCCUGGCCCUAAGUCUAUGGCUGCCAAUGUGCCCGCCAUCAAUGAUUAUGACAGCACCGAUCCUUUCGACAGAUAUAUGAUCGUGGCUAAGGUAGAUCUGGAUGGGUACGAGACAUCGGACGUGUAUGCCCUUACAGCAGCCGGGUUCGAGAGUAUCAAGGAUACCGAGUUUGAGCCUGCAGCCGGGUUCACGGUGGAGGCAGGCGUCAUGGGCAAUCAGAUGAGGAUCAUCCAAGUUCUCAAGUCGGAAACUCGGUGCUAUGACGGAGACCUUGGCCUGGCUCAGAUCCUCCCCAUGCUCGACGAAGAGACAGGCGCCGAGCCUAGGGUUCUCAGCGCCAGCAUCGUUGACCCUUACCUGCUACUGGUUCGAGAUGACGGCAGCGCUUUCGUUGCACAGAUGGACAGCGCAAAUGAGCUCGAAGAGGUUGAGAAGACAGCAGAAGCCGAGAUUCUAACCUCAAAUAAGUGGACGACUGGAUGUCUGUACAAGGACACUACCGGCCUGUUUCAGGAGACCCAGGGUGCUGUUGGUGAGAAAGUUGUCAUGUUUCUGGUCAACUCGGCUGGCGCACUCUAUGUAUACGCCCUGCCCGACUUAUCCAGGCCCAUCUACGUGGCUGAGGGCCUGUCGUGUACGCCUUCGCAUCUGUCUGCCGACUAUGCCGUGCGCAAAGGCACGCCUCGCGAGAUACUGUCACAGAUUGUGGUGGCUGAUCUUGGCGACAAGGUCUCGCAGACGCCGCAUCUCAUUCUCCGCCACACCACUGAUGACCUGACGAUAUACGAGCCUGUCCGCUACCAGGCCGACGGGUCGGACUCGACGCUCUCGUCAACCCUGCGCUUCAACAAGUGCCCCAAUCCGGCCGUGGCCAAGAGCCCCCCAGACGAGACGGAUCAGGACGACUGGCAGAAGCCGCGGUUCGUGCCGCUCCGCGUUUGCCCCAACGUGGGCGGGUACAGCACCGUUUUCCUGCCGGGCCCGUCGCCAAGCUUCGUCAUCAAGUCCAGCAAGAGCCUCCCACGGGUGGUGGGUGUACAGGGGCAAGGGGUCCGAGGCAUGAGCCCGUUCCACACCCAGGGUUGCGACAGGGGCUUCAUCUAUGCCGACGCAGAGGGCAUGGCGCGCGUGACGCAGCUGGCAGCCGACACGGACUACGCACAGCUGGGACUCUCGGUGAAGAAGGUGGCCAUGGACACGGAGGUGCGAUACGUGGCGUAUCACGGACCCAGCGAGUCAUACGCGAUCGGAUGCCUGAAAUACGAACCGUUUGAGCUGCCUCGCGAUGACGACUACCACAAGGAGUGGUCGCGCGAGACGCUAGCCAUGGCACCUCUCGCGGCGCGCGGCGAGAUCCGACUGGUCAACCCGACGACGUGGACGGCCAUCAACACGGUAGAAAUGGAGCCGUGCGAGACGAUUGAGUCGAUGCGCGCCCUGCUUCUAGAAGUGUCAGAGGAGACACGGGAGCGGCGCAUGCUCAUCGUCAUCGGGUCAGCCACGUCACGCGGCGAGGACCUGCCCACCAAGGGCAGCAUCCGCGUCCUCGACAUCGUCGCCGUCAUCCCCGAGCCAGGCCACCCAGAGACGAACCGUCGACUGAAGCCCGUGGCCCAGGAGGACCUACCGCGCGGAGGCGUCACGGCCCUCGGCGAGAUCGGCACCCAGGGCCUCAUGCUUGCCACGCAGGGACAAAAGACCAUGGUGCGCGGCCUCAAGGAGGACGGAUCCCUACUCCCCGUCGCAUUCCUCGACAUGAACUGCCACGUCGCCAGCGCGCGCGUCCUGGCGCGUCCGGGCCUGUGCCUCCUCGCCGACGCGUUCAAGGGCGUCUGGUUCGCAGGCUAUACCGAGGAGCCGUAUACCUUCAAAGUCAUGGGCAAGACGGGCACUCACCUGCCUGCACUGGUGGCGGAUUUCCUCCCCCAGGGAGACGACCUGUCCAUUGUUGUGGCCGAUGCCCAGGGCGAGAUGCACAUUUUUGAAUUCAACCCAGAGCACCCUCAAUCCCUUCAAGGCAGCCUCCUCCUGCACCGCACGACAUUUUCCGUCGCCCCCAACACACCGACAUCAUCCAUUCUCCUCCCGCGCACCUCGUCAUCACCAGCGUUCUCGUCCGAUCCGUCACCGCACAUCCUCCUCCUCACCUCCCCGACAGGCCACCUCUCCGCUGUCACGACCCUGUCGGAACCCUCCCACCGACGCCUCAUGUCCCUGUCCAACCAGCUCGUCUCGGCGCUCCCCGCACACGGCGGUCUCAACCUGAAGGCAUACAGGCUGCCUGGGACUAACGUUGCCAGGGAAGGGCCCGUCGGCGUCGAUGCUGCUGCCGGUAGAAGUGCGACGGUCGUUGACGCGGGUAUCCUGGCCAGGUGGGCCGACCUCGCGGCUGCCAAGAAGGCCGAGCUGGCGUCGCGUAGCGGUUAUGAUGGUGUCGCUGAGGCGAGGGCCGAGUUGGCCGGUAUCAUAGGUUGGAGUGGGUUGGAGUAUUUCUAG
Geosmithia morbida is the source of this 4341-nucleotide messenger RNA. RefSeq names its product cleavage and polyadenylation specificity factor subunit 1. The record is from RefSeq and is a predicted model, not a curated record. Bases 1 to 4341 code for a protein of 1446 amino acids. The transcript is spliced from 4 exons. Lineage: Eukaryota; Fungi; Ascomycota; Sordariomycetes; Hypocreales; Bionectriaceae. Gene Ontology annotation, molecular function: nucleic acid binding; protein binding. Gene Ontology annotation, cellular component: nucleus; mRNA cleavage and polyadenylation specificity factor complex.